Molecule: messenger RNA, 2383 nt
Organism: Ectocarpus sp. CCAP 1310/34
Lineage: Eukaryota; Phaeophyceae; Ectocarpales; Ectocarpaceae
Source: the annotation of a GenBank genome assembly
AUGACCACCACGAAGCUCAGGCUGACUCUCGAAGAGGAAGACCAGGCGAAACAACAGCAGCAGCAGCAGCAGCAGAAGCAACAGAUAAAACCGUGCGCCACGCCCAGGGGCUUCAGAGAGAUCCCUUUGCAGAUCACCCCUUCUACGUGGAAAACGGACCUCACCAAGUGUAACGUGUGUGGCGACCGCUUCACAUGGCUAAACCACCGCCACAAGUGCCGCAACUGCUGGCAGGCCGUCUGUAACUCUUGCGCCAAGAGUCGGAAGGUCAUACGAGCCCGCACCGCCCCGAAGAGAGUGUGCGACACGUGCAUCCAAAACUGCUGGACCCCCAGGACCCCGGCUGUCACCAAGCCCGCCGCCGCCGCCGGCAGCGUCGUCACCAAGGCGGACGGCGACCGCCGCGUCUCCCUGACCGUGUCCACGUCCGACGGCUCGUGUCCGGUCGACGCCACCGCUACGGCACCCCUCUCCCCCGGCACCCCCGCCGCCGCGGGUUUCUUCGGGCCGGGCGCGGCGGCCGCGGCUACCCCGUCAACGUCAAGGGCAGCAGCAGCUGAGGAGACAAAGAGCAGCAGCGACAGCAGUGGCAACGAUGGCGUCAGCCGAGCUCUCCCAUCGGGCCGCCGCCGUCACCGCGAUCACCGCCGCCAGGCUAGCGUCAGUGUGGUCAUGCCGCCCUUGCCGCUGCUGGCCUCGCCGCCGGGGUCUUCUUCUUCUUUCGCGUCGCCGUUGGCGAUGCUGCCGCCGCCGACGCCGGCCGGAGGCGACGACGACGAAGCGGGGGAGGAAGAAGGAACCGUGGUGUUCCCGCCGGCAGGAGGCGUUAUUACUCCAUCGUCGGCGUCUGCAUCUACCGCCGUUGGACGCCGCGGCGGCGGCGGCGGCGGCGGCGGCGCGGAGUUGUCCCCGUUCUUCGGCGGCCGCGAGAAGAGGAGCGGUAGGCGGGAGAGCACUGGCGGCCGUCUGGAGAGCGGCGGCGGUGGCGCGCUUGGCGGCGGGGGUUGGGCCGACAAGGUGGUGGCCGAUCUGCUGCAGCAGCAAGGCGCGGAGAAGGCGGCGGCGGAGGACGAGAAGCACGAUGACCGCGGUAGUAAUAACCUUGCCGCACUGUCGGAGGAACCUGCUGUCGACGACGACGCUACCGCCGGUGGUAUGAAGGAAGAGGAGGAGGAGGAUGGCGAUCAGGGAGGGCCGAUGAUGGUGAAGCUGACGCCGUGGACGGGGGUCGUGAUGGGUGCCGUGGCGAUCGGCACAGGCGUCGCCAUCGCCGUGGUUGUCCGAAGUGCCUUCUCUCUCGUCUUCUACUGAAUCUCUGGUGAUCUUUUCUCUUGUGUUCCAUCUGGUGUUCUUCUGCUAACCAUUUGUUCUUCUUGUUCGACUGAAAUCGUUGAGAGCGCCCAAAAAGGGAGGAUUGAUGGUCCCUACUCCCUCCAAUAGUUGAACGAUCGCUCUGCGAUUGGCUGAUAUUAUCGCAUGUGUACAUGGAUCUUUGCAUGCGGGUAUGGUCUUUUGUGUUCCAAAUGCACAUGUGUUGCGAGACUGUUGUGCAGAAGAAGAGCGCAGAACCGAAGCAAGGGGAGAACAAGGAUUUUGAGAGCCAGGGAUCGUUAUUGUGCACUAGAAAGAGUACCAGAGCAUAGAAAAUACGGAGACAUUUAGUGCCUGGGAGAGAAAGAAAGGCCCUGCUCUCCUGUUUUUCAAUUCAAAACCCACCCGUGCUGGUGUGUGUUCUGCGAAGGAGGAAAGGAGCAGCGGGGGUACUGUGCGUGCGUGUGCAGUGGUGAUGUAUUAUAUUUUGAUACACUAGGUGAGGUGAGGCGUGUUGCCCAGUGUGGAAAACGCAUCGGAAAAUUAUGCAGCCUAGCCUGGCCUGUUGCGUUUUUCAUGCACGUUUCUUGGGGCGAGUCGUGGGCUGGAGCGGUGCGCGUUCGGUGGUUGCUGAGAAUUGUACUACUAGAGGUACUAAUGAAAACCCUACGGAGUUUCACAUUUCCGAGUGACUUUCGUUAGCUCCGCAGCUGUAUUAGUGUGUGGUUCAGGUAGGGUAGUGUCUUCAACUGCUCGCUCAAUGAAUCAAGACUGUCCCAUGUCUUGCCGCGGCGGCUACAACACUGCUGGGCUCGCAUCUGACGAGCCUUACGCGUAACGAAUUAUUACAUUUGUUGUUUUUUUUAUCGUUGGUGUUGGUAAUGCGUACAAGACUACCGAGAUUAUUUAGUGAAUGCGUGAUUGGACUAGCAAGCGUAAGUUGGACUGCCUCCUUUCGAAAGCGCUGCAGCAUCUUGUGUUCGGAAGGGGAGUUGGUCUACCCGAGUUUUUUAUUUUUACAGGAUCCAGCGUUGUUGGUUGUAGGUAGGGGGGGGGGUUGUGCACGGUGAAA